Molecule: messenger RNA, 1317 nt
Organism: Neomonachus schauinslandi (Hawaiian monk seal)
Lineage: Eukaryota; Metazoa; Chordata; Mammalia; Carnivora; Phocidae
Gene: RNF150
Product: ring finger protein 150
Exons: 7
Coding region: 1-1317 (438 amino acids)
Source: RefSeq, a predicted model, not a curated record
AUGGCAAGGUCUCUCAUCCAAGCGUGCCGCAGUCUGGCUCUCUCAACAUGGCUGCUUUCCUUUUGUUUCGUGCAUCUGCUCUGCCUGGACUUCACCGUGGCUGAGAAGGAGGAAUGGUACACCGCCUUCGUGAACAUCACCUACGCGGAGCCCGCGCCGGACCCCGGGCCCGGAGUGGCGGGCGGCGGCGGCACCGAGCUGCACACGGAGAAGACUGAGUGCGGGCGCUACGGGGAGCACUCGCCCAAGCAGGACGCCCGCGGGGAGGUGGUCAUGGCCAGCUCGGCCCACGACCGCCUAGCCUGCGACCCCAACACCAAGUUCGCCGCCCCGGCCCACGGCAAGAACUGGAUAGCCCUCAUCCCCAAAGGCAACUGCACGUACAGGGAUAAGAUCCGGAACGCGUUCCUACAGAACGCCUCCGCGGUGGUCAUCUUCAACGUGGGCUCCAACACCAACGAGACCAUCACCAUGUCCCAUGCAGGUGUAGAAGACAUUGUGGCAAUAAUGAUUCCUGAGCCAAAAGGAAAGGAGAUAGUAAGCCUGCUCGAAAGGAACAUCACGGUGACCAUGUACAUCACCAUUGGAACCCGGAACUUGCAGAAAUACGUGAGCCGCACUUCGGUUGUGUUUGUCUCCAUCUCUUUCAUCGUCCUGAUGAUCAUAUCCCUCGCAUGGCUGGUCUUUUAUUAUAUCCAGAGGUUUCGAUAUGCAAAUGCCAGGGACAGGAACCAGCGCCGACUGGGAGAUGCAGCAAAGAAAGCUAUCAGCAAGCUCCAGGUCAGAACCAUCAAGAAGGGUGACAAGGAGACAGAACCCGAUUUUGAUAACUGUGCAGUUUGCAUUGAAGGGUACAAGCCCAAUGACGUUGUGCGGAUCUUGCCCUGCCGGCAUCUUUUCCACAAGUCCUGUGUUGACCCUUGGCUUCUAGACCAUCGCACCUGUCCCAUGUGCAAGAUGAACAUUCUUAAAGCCCUAGGGAUCCCGCCCAACGCCGACUGCAUGGAUGACUUGCCCACCGACUUCGAGGGAUCUCUGGGAGGCCCACCCACCAACCAGAUCACAGGCGCGAGCGACACGACUGUAAAUGAAAGUUCAGUCACUCUGGACCCUGCUGUCCGGACGGUGGGCGCCUUGCAGGUGGUCCUGGAUACAGACCCCACCCCGCAGGAAGGAGAAGUCAUCUUUACUACUAACAGCGAGCAGGAACCAGCUGUAAGCAGUGAUUCUGACAUCUCGCUGAUUAUGGCCAUGGACGUUGGACUGUCUGAUGUAGACCUUUCCACUGACCAAGACUGUGAAGAGGUCAAGUCUUGA